GCAAACGGCGUAGGCGCGAGCGUGCCGGGCGCAGAGUGCGCAGCGCUGAGAGCACGGGCCGGGCAGGUGUGUGAGGGCAGGGCCGGCUCGGUCCCGGCCGCGCUCGGGGCUCCGCGGCGGACACCGGCAGUGCGGCGGCACCACCGCUACAGAGGCCCCGGCCCCGGCUGCGGGCGUGAAUAGCUCCGGCAGCCCCGGCCCCGCCGACUGAGAGGGGCGCGGGGCAGGGCUGAGGGGAGGGUCCAGGGCAGAGGUGCGGCAGGGCCUCGGCGCCUUGGUUUUAUAAGGGGGUUUCAUAUCCCCCUGCCAAAUCCAAAGCGGUGCAGAGUAGGUUCCUAAACUGAGUUGACGAAUAGGGUUUCCAUUUGAGCGGUUGAUCUCCUUGUGGAAUCCUCUGUGCCUGAGGACAAAUCAAGGUACCUUCGUGGGGUGUUUGGGCAGGUUGGGCUGCAGAAGGAGUGUGGUGGUCAAUCAUUUCCAUAUUUCUCUUCUAGAGAUCAAGACUGAAAAAGACAAAUGGGUUUAAGUUAGUUUUCAGUGCCAUGCAAUAGUUCUUCCCAAUCCCAGACAGGUGGCUGUUCUAGAGCAGAUGGGCACUGCAGUGGAGGUGGAGAGAGCUCCCAGAGCUGAUGUUCAUGGCGCUCCAAGGCAGCCCUGAUGAACAGAGCCUUUAGGUAUGAGGAGAGAGAGGAUAGAGUCCAAUGGAUUUUCUUUCUUCUUUGUAUGUGCGUUACAUAGAACAGUUAGAGACUUCAUAAUCCUUCAGCAUUCCAUGUGCUUCGACACUCAAAUGGCCAAUACAGUCGCUUGAGUGCUUCACAAUUUCUGCCAGAUUUUCUAGGUUAAGUGCCUUUUCAAACUCAGCUUCCAGUGUACAAGUGCAUGGCAAUCAUAUUGAAUAUCACUUUUUAUACUUUUCAAAACUGGUUUUAUACAGGCUGUGAAGAUGAAAGACUGCAGAGCUUUAUUCCAAAAUAAUCAGUACACAAUGUGCUGUGUUGAAGCAGCCCCUGAGGGAACUUUGGCCAAAGGCUGUAGGAUCAGGAGAUUUGUGGUGCUGAAGUGAAACAGUAACUUUCAUUCAAAAGGGUGAUUUCAGCAUUAAAGUGGAAGUGGAAUGCAUGUGUGCAGUAAUAACUUUACAUGCAGGGAGAGGUCCACCUUGUUCCAAUUAGACUUACAUUUUGUGUACUCCUUUGCAAGCUUGUGGCUGAAGUGUCACCCUGGUUCUGAACAGUAAGACAUUGCUCUGCCUUUGUAACAGACUUUUAUCUUGUCAUGCUUGAGGAUUGAAAAGAGAAACAAAUAUGAGAAAUCUCAGUUACUGCUUUCAAGUCUUGAAUCGAGAGAUUUCAAAGCGAUGAAUGAAUUUAGCCAAAUCUCCUGUGUGACCUUAAAAUAUUUGUGCGGGCCUUGUAAAGAGGCAGAAGAUAAUAGCUGGAAAUCAAGGACUGGUCCAAGGACUAAACAUGAGAACAGUUUUAUCUGAAAUUGAUUGCAUCAAAUGGAGACACAGCACAAAUACAGCCUGGAGAAAGGCUGCUGGGGGGAUGGUGGGAUGGGAAGGGGCAGCUGUGAAAUGAGUGGCUGUGCAGUGCAGCUGGAAAUGUAGUGAGGAGGGGAAAAUCUGUAAGAGAUGGCACCUCAGGUAGUGAAGUUAUUGCAGAGGUACAAGAAGGAUGUUUUCAGCUGUGGUCUGAGUGAAAUCUUGAAUUUUUCUGUUGAGUUCUCCCUUGGGCUAAUGAUUUACCAAGGGCAAAAACACAGAGGAAAGGGGAUUGAUGGAUUAAUUUGGAAUACAGGAGAUUGGAAGAGCUUUGGUGCUGCAGUACAAGGAUAUACAUUUAACAAGGAAAAGAACAUCUGAGGCUUGGAAAAAAGUUAACAUCUGUCUUUAGGCUUCAUGGAAUAAAAAGGAAGAAAAUUGAAUUUAUAGCUCCAAGUAUUGUCAAUAAAAGAUGGGAAUUGAAUUAUACCAAAAGCAACAUGGAAUUAAGAGUUAGCUUGGUGAAAGUUUAAGUAGUUAACAAUAAUUAUGCUCUUUCUUGGGACAAAAUACUGGCAUAGAAAUAAUGAUUUUUUUAAAGUAUAUAACUACGAUGGAAAUAAUGUGUGUUUCCUACAGAUUUUUUUCACAAAAAUAGUUAAGACACUGUCAUGUGUGCUUGAAUGUUACCUGCACCCCUCAGACAAACGAGGGGCCCUGUGUGAGGAGUUGCUGGUUGGUGCCAGUGAGAAGGCUGGAGUGAAGCAGGCACUGGGGGAUGCAGUGUUGGCCCCAAAUGCUCCACUGAGCACUAAGUGGCCAUUAGCUACAGGACAGGGGAAACCCCUACCUGAGCAAGGAUGGAAUGCAGCCUGUCAAAUUUCAAGUGUUUGGUAUUGUUUACAGACAAAUGGGAAUGCUUGUGUAUUGCCCAAGGGAAGAGGGACUUUUUCUUGUUAUAACUCAGAAAUCUCUAUUUGAGACUUAGCAUUGUCUGGUGACCCAGUUCUUUACGAGUUUUUUGUUAUUAAAUUCUGCCUUUAAACAUGUACUAAAGUUAAUGGGAUUUGUGCAAAGAUAGCUGAGGACAGACUUUGAAUUGUAAAAAAUAAUUUUAUAUGCAUGUAUUUUAAAAACCUUCAUAGGAAAAGCUAUCUUUACAUGGGAAAUUAGUCUCAUAAGAUUGAUAUAGCAGAGAGUUUUAUUUUGAAAAAUCCUUACAAGAUCUAUAUUUAUUUUUAUUUUAAAAUGUAUCUCAGGCAUAGAAGUGAGAGAACUGAGCAGGUAAGUAUCCAGUGUAGAGGAUACUUUAAAACUGAGAAUUUGUGCUGCAAACCAAUAGAUGACACAACUUAUGCUGGCAGUCAUUUGUGUACCUGACUCUCUACCAGGUUUUACACAGUGCUUGCUAGUGUCUGUUGCAAUUCUGAAUGAUUCUCUGACUUUGAGCUAGAGCAAAGGAGAUAAAAUGGUAUUGGAGGAAAAUUAGACACCAGGACAGGAGGAAUCACACCGUGAAAUGUUGCACAGGGCUCCUCAAGUCCCAGAACAGGCUCUGCAGGGUAACAUUUCAGAGAUCUUUUAAGCAAUAGGGAUGAGGAUCAGCUUGAAAAGCAAGCAAAACUGGAACUAAGGAAAUGGGAAAUACUUUUUGGUUAUGACUAAUGCAAUUAUUAGAGCGGCUACUGCAGGCACUGUGGUGGAUUUAGCUUCAAAUAAGAACAGAAGUUAUGCCAUGUGUGAUUGAUUCCAGGUUGGGUUACAAUUUAGAAGUGCAAUUAGUGAGUCAUCUGUUACUUUAUAUCAAUUAUUAAAAACAACAAAGGUCUAGGUUAAAAAAAAAGUGCAUGUCUCAAUAUGUGCUGCUCUAGUUUUUAAUUUUCUGAUUUCACUUUGUUGUUUGAGGUGUCUCAGCUUUGCAGAGUCGUGGUACUGAGUGUUCCUUAAACCAGCACAUGAAUUGCUCUUGAGCGAAGCAGCGCUCACCUGCCAGCCCCCGUGGUGUGGCCCUGUCACACCAUCCCACCCAUACCUGCUUUGGCCAGAGCCACCCUGGGGCAGUGUCUGUGGUGACCUGCAGGCCAGCAGGUCACCACAGGUUUCAGCUUCCUAAAACAUUUGUAAACACAAGUGCUUUAAUUUUAUUUUUUAUAGGUGCUGUUUAGGACAGAGUGCAGUGCAGCUCGGCAUUCCUGACAGCUCAGUUGUUGUGUAGACUGUGCUGCCCUCAGUGCUCUGGUUGUGUUCUCAGCCCAUCUGGCAACUGCUGAAUGUGUAAAACUUUUCUUCUGGUGGCCAUGACAAAACUCAAAACAGUAAACACAGCUUUGAGGGACAGCACCUGGCUCCACGGGAGAAUUGAUCUGACCCAACAGAGCGUUCCUCUUGAAAUAAGAAGGCCUGGAAGCAAAUGAUAUUACCAACCUUCAGUGGGCAUUUAAUUACAGUUUCUAAUUAAGGUGAUGCCCUAUAUGGUCGUGUGAAGUCUCCUGAGCUGUAACAUGGUGUAACAUGACAUAUCAACGUGGAGUGUUGGUACUUCAUCUGAACUUCAACACUUCUGUUGUGAAUGAAAGUGUGCCUGUUGUGCCUAUGGGAAUGCAGCUGGGUGCAGGGCAUCUCUGCUGUGUGGGAAAAGGGGCAGAAAGAAGGUUCUAAGGUCCUGUUGUCACUGAGCCUGUGAGGUUGGCAGUAUUGUAUGCAACAAGUUGGACACUGCAAUUUAAGGGUGUGAAGUUGCAAAGACUGAGCACUGACCUGCAGCUCUGCUCUCUUGGCAUGCCUGGACUGUGUGAACAGACAUCCAAAGCAGGACUGAACUUCAAAGAGCUUCAUGGCUUUCAGUCUUUAUAGUUUGUAAUACACAUUUGAGAUGUGAUUCUGUGAUCACCGAGCCCUCCCAAUGAUUGUGGUUGAUGUGGUUUGCACUUCUGUGUUACUGCACUUGUAGACAUGCUGAACCAAUCUGGAAAUCAGCUGCUUUUUCCAUUUGUGGGUAGGACAUGAUCUGUGUUUAUUUCAUAUCAAUAUGAGAUAAGUGUUUUCAUAUAUAUCAGAGACAAGUAGAUAAAUAUUUGGGGGUAUAUGUAUAUCCUUUCUAGAAAAACAGAGAUACAGUUGUAAGGAUUAUUGUUUUGGGGAAGAGUGUGAUUGGACCAGAUAAAGGAUGACAGGAGUUUGGUGCAGGUCCUUAGAUAUAUUAGGGUGGGUUUUUCCUUUUCCUUUGAAGUUUAAGAUUGAAAACCUGCCAUUGUUCCAAAGCAGAAACAACUUGGGUGGCCUUUUUAUCACUAAUAGGGAGAGCAACUAGGCAGGACUGACUCCACUGAAAAGAGGCUCUGUCAUACAAGAGGUUUUCCAGGUCAAGAUUAAAAGCAAAACAGCUCUCAUCACAUGAGCCUUUGUACUGCACCCAUAUUUUCUAAGUGCUGUUGGCUUAUCUUUAAUGUUUAUGCUGCUAUCAAAAAUAAACCCAGCUUCUGUCUCCCUGGGUGUUGUAUUCAACAUCAACAGUGAAUAGCCUUUUUCAUUCCUAAAUGCUAAUUUCCUUUCUGUUUUCAAUCUGUUUCUGGUACAAAAAUUUUUUGUUCUCAGUGGGUUUGGUUUCUUCCCUCUUUGGUUUUUUAACUGCAUGUUUUCUCCUUCCCAAAUCUGAUUCUGUCUUGGCAAUCAGUAUUUUUUUGGUGGAAGCAGUAGCUGAGUGUCUAUCCAUGACCCUGAAGCCUAGAACUUGAAUCAGAGUUUGUUUGAGUGCAGCUGACAGCACAAUUAUAAUAAUUUAAAGAGAAAAAAAAAACAAAACCUCUACCAAGAUUAAUUUUUCAUUAAUAGAUUGUGGGGUACUCUUAGGAAUAAUUGUAAUUGUCUCACUUUGAACUGUGGUCAGAAAUAUGGUCUAAAAAUCUUGCUAUAAUGAGAACCUUAGUUCUAAUGAAGUAUUGUUAUAACUUCAUCAUACUAGAGCCAGAAUUCAAUGGCAAUUGGAAACUGUUCCCAGGCUGCACCCUUGGGAUAAAACACUGACCUUGCUGAAGCUGAUGAGGGUGUUUCCUGAAGGCACCAGUACCUGAACCCAACACUGAACAUGCCUUAGAUUGUCAGCCUCAUGUUGACUGUUGACCAACACUCUGCCUCAUGUUGGUUCAUCUCCAAGUGGCUGAAGCUCCAGAGCAAACAGAGAAGGUCCAGCAUGCUGAAGCCUGGAGGUGACAGACUGAUGUUGACCAGCACCAAGGCCUCUUUGCAGUCUGCUUUGUCACUGAUGGUGUGCUGUCCCCUCACGCUGCACAAACUAGAAGUAACCUUUCUAUAUUUGAGACUCUUCACUCCAUGUACCCAUGGAGCAGCUACUGAGCAAAUCAGUUUUGUCACAUAAUGUGAUAAUUGGAAAACAGAUCUGCAACAGAUACAAGUCAUAUUCCAGACUUCAGGCAUGUACCUCAAAAUUUCAUCAACUCUGAUAUGCCAAAAUGUUGUCUAAAUGUGGAUAUUCAGUAGCUGGAGAUGUCAGUGAGCAGUGACUAGCAAAUGAGCUGUGCUGAAACACUAAGAAAGAUUUGUGUCAUAGGAGGUAUGGAGACUGCAAUGCUGACUAUCACUUUUGAAGUGUCUCACAUUUCUCUCAAAGGGAAAAUUGAGCCCAGUCUGUAACAAUGGUGGACAGCCCAAAUGUUUGGACAAAUAGUUAUCCUUGUGAUAAGAAUUUAUAGUAAAGGAUCUCCCAGCGUUUUCUUGCCCCAGUGCAAGUCCAAAAUGGUCAUAUUAGGCAUUUGAACAGAAAUGUACCUGGAUUCUGGGGAGAGUAUAUUUUACAUGUACUAUGUUCAGUGUAGCACAUGUCAGUGUGGAAAUGCUUCUUUACACAGAACACUGUCUACACUUGGCUUCCUACCUUAGAGUAGAAGCUUCCUGUCACAUCUUUGAUCUAAGUUUGCUUGCAUUAAGAGUGUGAAGUUGAGCACUGUUGAUGUAUCUUGUAUCCUGGUUAUUCUUUUUGUUUUAAUUAACCUGCCAAAUAGUUUUAAUAUGUGCAUGUGCUAUCCUAUUUGGCUCUCCUGUUACAGGUGCUGUGCAGUUCUGCCUCAUGCUCUGGUGUUCAGCCUAUCAUUUAACUUAAAUAAAUGUAAAGAAUUCUAUUAGAUGCAAGGUUCCACAGCGCUAUAACUUUUUAUUUAUCCUGCUUGUUCUUUGAUGACCUAAAUUAUUUCAGCUCUAAUUACUUAUUUAAGAACUAUUGAUCUCUCAGGUUUUUUUGUGGGAGGACUUAAGGAAUAGUGUGUCUCACAAGCAGCAUUAUAGUUGCCUGCAAAUUAAGGCAAGCAGACAGACUGUAGUAAUGUUGUAGUAACCAGCUUAUUUUAGGUGGCUUAUUUUAGGCUAAGUUUUAUGUGAAAUAUAUGUGUACUCAUUUAAAUGCUAAAGAGAUGGGGUUCCUGCAGUCCUGAGAGCACAGCUGUGUGUCAGGCAGCAGUUGUCUCCUUAGUGGAAAAGCCCCCCAGUUGUGUUCUGAAGGCAUUCAGCACUUGGGGCCCUUUGCUAGAAACCUGGAAGCUCGGGUGCUGGGGCUUUUAACCUUCUCUGUCACUGUGGUUUGUAGUGUGUAACACUAAAAUCUCUAAAUUCUUCUGUGCUUUAGUUCAUCCUGGCUAUGAAAUGGGGGAUAGUGGGGAUUUCCUGAGGGUUUAGGGAGCUUGCUUCAUAAUUGAUGUUUGAAGCCAGCAUGGUGUGUUUGUUGCAGAUAUCAUUAACAAGGUUUUGUUAUCUGCAAAAUUAAAGUAUUUUUAAAUUAUAGGGAAAUGUAAAAAGUGAAAGCCAAAGGAAAAAAGAGAUUCUGCCGUUUCCUUUCGGUUUUGCUGCGUUGUGCAUCUUGCAGUUAGUCCCAGCCUGUGUUAGCACUCCCGCUGGAUAACGAUCUGCCCUCCUCCCAAGGGACAGCGCAACGCAGGCAAAGCUGCUCCUCUCUUCUGUGCUCACUAAUUGAUCUCUGGCUUGGCCACUUCCAGCAAGAAGUCUGAAAGGACUGAGGUGAAAAGGACUGAGAGCUGUUCCUGCAAUUUGAACCUCAUACUCUGAAAAUGACAGUGGCUGUUCCUCGUCCCCAUGUGAGAAUGGGGGGAGCUGUAAGGAUUUGGAAGCGGGUUACCAGUGCAGCUGCCCUGUGGAGCCUGUAGCCUACAUGGGCAUAAAUUGUGAACUCCUCUACGAUGCUUGCAUUGAACAUUCCUGUCCUGCCCACAUGACCUGCACAAGGACUCCAGGACUGCUGGAAUAUGAAUGCAUGUGUCCAGCUGGCUCUGCAGGGGCUGGCUGUGCCAGCGUUGAUGAGUGUGAGAGCAGCCCUUGCACAGACCCUCGGUUUGAAUGUGUAGAUAGCCCGGCCGGAUUCACCUGUAGGUGCCAGCUGGGCCCCGGGGGAGAAGGCUGCCAGGCAGAAAGCUCCGUGUGCUCCGGCCAGCCCUGCCUGAACAACGGCACGUGUGUGGAGGCUCCGGGCGGGUUCCGCUGCCUCUGCCGGCCUGGCUUCAGCGGGGCCACGUGCGGGGACGACAUCGAUGAGUGCGCGUCGGGGCCGUGCAGGAACGGGGCCAUCUGCAGGGACAGGGCGGGCGAGUACAGCUGCUUCUGUGUGCCCGGCUUCCAGGGCUCCAACUGCGAGAUCGACAUCGACGAGUGCGCGUCGCGGCCCUGCCGCAACCACGGCACCUGCCUCAACCACAUGGACCGCUACGAGUGCCGCUGUGCGCCCGGCUACACAGGUGUGAACUGUGAUACUGAAAUAGACGAAUGUGCUUCAGACCCUUGCCAGAAUGGGGCCUUGUGCAAUGACCAUGUUGGGUUCUACACCUGCACCUGUGCACCAGGUUAUCAAGGGGCCCAGUGUGAGGUGGACAUCAAUGAAUGUGAGAGCCAGCCAUGCCAGAGCAACGGGACCUGUCAUGACCUCAUUAACAGUUACCGUUGUGACUGCAGUGACACCGGCUUCGAGGGGGCCCACUGCGAGCUGGACAUCCUGGAGUGUGCCUCUGACCCCUGCCACAACAAUGCCACGUGCCUGGAGGGAAUCAAGGGCUACAGCUGUGCCUGCUGGCCAGGUUACACCGGGCAGGACUGCGAGGAGGACGAGGAUGAGUGUGUGACAGAGCCCUGUCACAACGGUGGCCUGUGCCUGGAGCGCUCCAACCCCGCCCAUUACGGGACACAGCCCCACUUCCCCAGCAACUUCAGCUACAGCCAAGCAGCUGGGUUCCUGUGCCAGUGCCAGCCAGGCUUUACAGGGGAGACCUGCUUUACCAACAUCGACGAGUGCGAGUCCCAGCCCUGCCAGAACGGGGGUCUCUGCCAGGACCUGGUGAAUGGCUUCCUCUGUCAGUGCCUACCUGGUUAUUCAGGUGUGGAAUGUGCUGUUAACAUCAAUGAGUGUGAGGAGGGGCCCUGCAAGAAUGGAGCUGUCUGUGAGGAUGGCAUUGCUGACUAUUCCUGCCACUGUGCCCCUGGCCAGGAUGGCAUCACGUGGGGAGGGAAGAACUGCUCUGUCCAGCUCACCGGGUGCCAGACGCACGACUGCCAAAACGAGGCCUUGUGCAUCCCAACCUACCAAGCUGAGAGCCACGGCCACCUGUGCCAGUGCCAGCCUGGUUUCUAUGAUGCCACCUGCUCGACUCCAACAACGUUUUCCUUUGCUUCCAGAGGGUAUCUCCUCAUUGAGCUGGAGAACAGUGAGAGCAGGAGGGGCGCAGGAGCAGCCAGUGUCUCCCUCCGCUUCCGAACCACUUUGCCCAGCGCUGUCCUUUUUUACCGAGGCCGUGAAGCUGAGUACUUGUUCCUGGAGCUCCUGGAUGGCCUCCUGCAUGCAGAGCUGAGGAGGGAGGAUGUUGGGUACCCGUUGCUCCUCAAGGGGCUGAGAGUGGACGAUGGCCAGUGGCAUAAAGUGGAAGUUGUUGUGCACAGCACGGUGCAGCUGAAGCUCUGGCAUGGCUCUUGUGAGGCCGGGCUCUGCCUGCAGAGCUCUCCUGUCCCACCGGGUGCUGCUUUGAUCCCUCCAGCCUUCCUGAAUCUGUAUAUUGGAGGUGCUGAGGAUCCAAUGGCCAACAACACACGGAGCCAGCAAGGCUUUGUGGGCUGCCUGGAGGACUUGCAGGUGGAUGCUGAGGCCGUGCUGCCGGCGGAUCUGCCGCUGGGGGAGUCGUCCCUGGUGAAGCUGGGCUGUGACCGCACAGAGUGGUGCCUCUCCCAGCCCUGCUUCCAUGGAGGGCUCUGUGUGGACCUUUGGGCCACCUUCAGGUGUGACUGUGCCAGGCCCUAUGGAGGCCCAGCUUGCUCCUAUGAGCACCCAGCAGCAACAUUUGGCCUAGAGAAUUCCACCAGCUUUGCCUCUUUCAGCCUUUCUGACAGCCUCGGUGCAGACUUCAACCUCUCCUUUUUCCUGCGGAGCCGGAAGCCCGAUGGUUUGUUACUGCAGGUCUGCAAUGGGACAGGCCCCUGCCUCACCCUGUACCUGAGGGAUGGCCAGCUGAGCAUAGAGACAUCACCUACGGACACUGUGACCUUUCCAGGGAAUCUGGUUGAUGGGAGAAGACACUUGGUAGCCCUGUCUUUCCAGGAAGGCUCUGUUGGUGCUCUGCAGUCAGACACAUUUGUGGAGCUGGGCCAGCUGCCAGCACAAGCCCUGGGAGCUGGCUCUGAGGUGUUUAUUGGGGGACACCCCAACCCCGACAGUGCUGAGCUGUGGGGGGGCUAUUUCAAGGGCUGUUUGCAGGACAUGCAACUCAACAGCCACCAGGUACAGUUUUUCCAGGUGGAGAAUGACAGUUUGCCAGAGGAACUCAAUAGGACUCAAACUGGAAAUCUUGUGAAUGGCUGCAUCUCUGAUGACACCUGCAAGUCUGAGCCAUGUCAGAAUGGUGGCAGAUGCAUUGUCACUUGGAAUGAUUUCCAUUGCAGCUGUCCAGCAAAUUUCACUGGGAAAUUUUGUGAAGAGAAAGUCUGGUGUGAAAGUGACCCAUGUCCUGAAGCCACCACCUGCAUAGAUGUUGUGGCAGGAUAUGUGUGUCUGGCUAAUGCAACAUUUAAUGGUCAUGCUGCCAUAGAAUUUACCGCCAACACAUCUGUGACCAGAACUCUGAGCAGCCUCCACGUGGACUUCAGAACCAGAGAUGAAGAUGCCGUUUUGCUUCAGGCUGUGGAAGAGGUGGAUUCCCUCCAGGUAGCCAUUAAGAAUUCCUCCCUGCUUGUUGACAUCAGGAGUGGGAACAGCAUCGAGGGUGUCAGCUUCCUGAGCCCGCAGCCUGUUGCAGACGGGGCCUGGCACAGCGUCUCCGUGUCCAUGGAGGAGCCGGCCGCGCUCUCUUCCCGGUGGCUGCUCCGCUUGGACGGCUCAGCGAACGCGACUCUGCAGGGCAGCGCCGGCAACUUGGACUUCCUCAAGAAAGACGCGUUGGUCGUUCUGGCCGAGAAUUUCACCGGCUGCCUGGGCCGGGUGCAGAUCGGGGGGAUCUUCCUGCCCUUCCCGGCCCACCGGCCGUACCCUCAGCCCGAGCAGUUCCAGCGGGCCGGCCCGGGCAGCGUCCGGCUGGGCUGCUCCGGGGCCGACGUGUGCGCCUCCGGCCCCUGCCUCAACGCCGGCACCUGCGAGGAUCUGUUCAACUCCUUCCGCUGCGGCUGCAGCGCGGGCUGGGCGGGGCAGCGCUGCGAGGCCAACAUCGACGACUGCCAGCCCAGCCCCUGCGUCCACGGGGACUGCGUGGAUGCCGUGGCAGAUUUCCAGUGCGAGUGCUUCCGGGGCUUCAUCGGGAAGAGGUGCGACAUCAACGUGGACGACUGCGUGCGGCACCAGUGCCUGAACGGAGCCACCUGCGUCGACGGCGUCUACGGAUACUCCUGCAAAUGCCCCCCUCAGUACUCCGGACCUCGCUGCGAGUGGCCGUUCCCCCCUCAGCAGUGUGGCAAGAACUUCACCUGCCUGAACGGUGGUCGCUGCAUCACGGAGAGCUGGGGAGCCAACUGCUCCUGCAGGCCUGGCUUCACUGGGAGGAACUGUCAAAUCAACAUAAACGAGUGUGAGCCGAACCCGUGCCAGAACGGGGGCACGUGCCAGGACUCUGAGAACAGAUACGAGUGCGUGUGCAGCGCCAGCUACACCGGCGAGCGCUGCGACAUCAACAAAGGGACUCCAGGUGCUCUCUUCCCCUCCCCACUAAUUGAAGUAGCUGUCCCUGUAGCCUGUGGCUCUGUGCUGCUCCUCAGUAUUGGUCUCAUAUUCAUGGUUCUCACGGCAAGGAAGAGGCGCCAGUCCGAGGGGACCUACAGCCCGAGCCAGCAGGAGGUGGCAGGAGCUCGGCUGGAGAUGGACAGUGUCCUAAAAGUGCCACCCGAAGAGCGCCUGAUCUAGGCCCUGCCGUGCCCAGGACCUGCACCUGCAGGGUCUGCCCGGACCUUGGGCUCUCCCAGCCUUGGCAGCGGCAGAUCCACCCCAUCCCAGUUCCCCCAAGGCCUGGGCACGAAGACAAGGACGUCCAGCACGGGCAGCGGGGCCGAGAGCGCCGCCCGAGCCGGGCCCGGCGCUGCUGCGCUCCAGGGGCUCCAAGGGAGCCUCCGCCCUCCCUCCUGCCCUGCCCCGGACCGGCCGGCGCUCAUCUCAGCAGGAGCUCAAGUGGCUCCGGCUCCAGUCCCCUCCCAGGCAGGAGAGGCACAUUAAUUCUACUUUCCGAGGCAGGGUGACCCGAGGCACCUGUGCAGGCUCAGCUCCCCGAGUCCCGCUCAGGAGCUGGGGAAGGUCGUGGCUGGUUUGUAUAUUCUGCUCUGGUUCUGUCAACAGCUGAAAAACAUUCAAACUCUCAGCUCAGGUGUGUGAGGUUUUCAGAGUCCUCAACAGCAACAGCAGCUGUGACCUCCCUGUGACAGCCCUGCGUUACAGGGAAUUGUCAGGAAUGAUCAAAACCCUUGUAAAAAUCA
Parus major (Great Tit) is the source of this 12436-nucleotide messenger RNA. It is a transcript of the gene CRB2, whose product is annotated as crumbs cell polarity complex component 2. The transcript has 14 exons. Bases 7662 to 11873 code for a protein of 1403 amino acids. Gene Ontology annotation, molecular function: calcium ion binding. Gene Ontology annotation, cellular component: plasma membrane; protein-containing complex. Gene Ontology annotation, biological process: heterophilic cell-cell adhesion; establishment or maintenance of epithelial cell apical/basal polarity. The record is from RefSeq and is a predicted model, not a curated record. NCBI's taxonomy places the organism in Eukaryota, Metazoa, Chordata, Aves, Passeriformes, Paridae.